AUGGAUUUUGUCGCAGAUAGGAUUGAGCAUGAUUUUAGUGAUUUGGGCAUUGCUUGGCGCGUAUGCUUUUUUUUUAAUACGGAAGGUCCCAGGGAGCUUCGACAAGCUGAAACAUUAGCGAAAAUUCAAAGAGAUCUCUCAGUAGAAUUAUCUAUAGACCUCAAACAGACUGAAGACCACCAGGAAGUGUGGUCGAAUUUGAUCCACAAAUAUUUCGAAAGACACGAAAAAGUCUUUCUUGAAGCAGUCGGAGCUGGUUUCGGAGAAGGAGGCGACGGAAAUAUUUGGACGUAUCCUGGAUGUGUUCUUUUUACCGUUUCACUUCUUACAACAUUCGGUUUCGGCGCUCCAAUACCGAGAACACCUCUAGGACGAGAAACAGCUGUAAUAUUUGCAGCAAUAAGAAUUCCUUUUCAUUUUCUGUUAAUCCUAAACAUGGAGUUUGCUUUACUUGGGCUCCUAUCGCAUAUGGUUAUACAAUCGAUAUUAAAAGAGUUAAGUAAUACUCGACUUACCCCUAUACCCUGUACUAACGGCAUAAAGCCGAAAAAGAAAACCGCUAGAGCUUUCGAAAUUAAAGAUUGA
Molecule: messenger RNA, 585 nt
Organism: Diabrotica balteata
Lineage: Eukaryota; Metazoa; Arthropoda; Insecta; Coleoptera; Chrysomelidae
Source: the annotation of a GenBank genome assembly